Suillus paluster is the source of this 793-nucleotide messenger RNA. Its product is annotated as isoprenoid synthase domain-containing protein. The record is from RefSeq and is a predicted model, not a curated record. The transcript has 6 exons. NCBI's taxonomy places the organism in Eukaryota, Fungi, Basidiomycota, Agaricomycetes, Boletales, Suillaceae. Bases 12 to 575 code for a protein of 187 amino acids.
UUGGUGCGAAUAUGUGCAAAUCGUACUUCAGCCGCUUUAGGGAAACUGGUGGCCCUGGCUGCACCAAGCGCUUUAUCCACACAAUGGACAUGUUCUUCAUUGCUGUGGCUAAGCAGGUGGACGACCACGCCAAUGAAUGUAGUACCCGACGAGACACGAGCACCUGCAAGCCUUGCUUUGCCCUUAUCGAAUACGCACUUCAGAUUGAUCUCCCUGACGAAGUAACAUCGCACUCGGUUAUCGUGGCUAUGGAGGAGGCAGCCAACGAUUAUAUUUGCUUCACCAAUGAUAUAGUCUCAUACAACAAGGAGCAAUCAACUGGUCACGACACACAUAAUGUAAUUACCGUGCUCAUGCAUGCACGCGGCCUGGACCUGCCAAAGUGCUGUGCCAUCCAGCGCUUUGAUGAUCACCAAGAUCUGGACAGGCAGGUGGCUAUGUACAUUGAAGGGCUGCAGAACUGCAUGGUCGGUGCGUUGCACUGGCACUUUGGCUCGUCGCGUUAUUCUGGGCAGGAUGGUCAUGCGGUCAAGCGGGACCAAAUCAUCAAGCUGCUUCCCAAAUGCCCCUUGUAGAGCCCACACCCGGUGCAUCGAUUCUCUAGGUGAGCUCAAAUAUUUCCUGCACUGCACGUUUCUAACUGCAACGAUAUGUAUAUUAGAAUGCUACGUCAUCUAUGGCUUACCAUAGAACUGAAACUUUUACCCUGGAUCCAUAACGCGCGUAUCAUGCUAUCUUCUUUGCUUUUAUAUUUGUGGUUCUAGGCUCUAGGCUGGCUCUCGCGCAGCGACUG